AUUUGACUACUAGUCUCGCUGUGAUGCUACCUUUAUUCUAUCUAUGCCGCUACGACCACUCGCUUUUCUCAGGACUAAAAAUGAGAAUGUCAGCAUGGAAACAGAGUAGAACAAUAUCAGAUAUUCAAUGUGACUGCUGACCCAAAUAAGUGUUUUCCAUGCAUCUACAGUAUAACCAUAAUGCAGUGUCCUCAAGAUUUCUAUCAUGACUACCAGGCUAAGCUGCUUAUGAGAGGACCUUCUGAGAACUAUUCAACCAAUCCCCCUCCCCUUGAUCCCCCACACUGCCUGGAGGAUAACCUGUUCCUCUCCUCUGCUCUACCUGUAUCCCACCCUUAAUCCCCCCUUAGACUUAAAAGAAAAUUUAGAGAGCUAGAGAUACACGAUGGCGGUUUUGAGAUUGAGGUUCACCAAGACCAAGAGAGACAAGCUGGCUCAGGUGCUGUGGAUUCUGAACUGGAUCUCAGUGAUGACCGGGGUCCUCCUGUUCAGCAUGGGGCUCUUCCUCAAGGUGGAGAUCAACAAGCGAGGAGAGCUGAUGGCUGAGAGGGACAUCCAGUACGUGCCCAACAUGCUAAUCGCUGUGGGCCUCAUUGCCUGUGCCAUAAACUUCCUGGGUGGGAAGAUCUGCUACGACUGCGUGGACACCACCAAGUUCUUGCGCUGGAAGCUGAUCAUGCUGCCCUACAUAAUAUGUACCUUCUUCUUCACCUUCUGUGUGCUGGUGGGGGCUCUGAUGUGUUACAGCAUGCGUGGGGAGCUAGACGAGUCUCUGAACCUGGGGCUGGCAGAGGCCAUCAGGUUCUACAAGGACACAGACACACCAGGACGAUGCUUCCUGAAGCGAACUGUGGACAUGCUGCAUAUAGAUUUCCAUUGCUGUGGGAACAAUGGAUAUAAAGACUGGUUUCAAAUCCAGUGGAUCAGCAACCGUUACCUGGAUUUGUCCAAAAAAGAGGUGGCGGACCGAUUAAGAAGUAAUGUGGAGGGGAAGUACCUGAUGGACGGAGUGCCCUUCAGCUGCUGCAACAUCAACUCCCCUCGGCCCUGCAUCCAGCAGCAGAUCACCAACAAUUCCGCUCACUUCAACUAUGAGCACCAGACGGAAGAGCUGAACCUGUGGAUGAAAGGGUGUCGCCAGGCGCUGCUGGAGUACUACACCCACAUCAUGCAGUCCAUUGGCCUCACAGUUCUCAUCACCUGGCUGUUUGAGCUGUCGGUGUUGACAGGGGUUCGUUACCUCCAGACCUCCCUGGAAAAUGUGCUGAGACAGGGCGACCUCAACUCUGAGUCUGAUGGCUGGCUGCUGGAAAACAGCUUUAUGGAAACUGCCCGCACCAACCUGAACAUCAUCAAGAGCCUUGGCAAAAGCAACCAGAUAGACACAGCCAACAAUGGAGAUCCCAACAUUAAUGUUCCCUCAACCUCUAAAGCACACUAUGGGCCGGACAAUGUGCCACCAAAGGAAAUACCUGAAGCCAGUUGACCUUUCUCAGGCCUCAGUAAGGGCCUUUUCCUCGUUACGUAAAAAGAGUUGUUAUGUUACAUUUAUUGGUUGUUAUUCAUAUAAGUCAAGAAUUACAACUAAGAAAUACCUAUACAGAGGUGUUUGUGUGUGGAAACUACAAUAUAUUGUAGUUGACUUUUUACAACUAUUAAUGAUUUAUUAUUAUAUGACAUAUUUUUUGUACAUCUGUCUUCUGUUUUCUGAUAUUUUAUUGCCUGUGUGUCGUGGUUUUGCAACGUGUGUACAAAAUAUUUUUGGACAGCCGUCAGUUGCAACACUGGAAUCAAAAUGAACGUGAAAUAUAUAAUUGUUUGAUGAAGACAAAUUAGUGAUGUGGGUUGUUGAAGUUGAAGCCCACAUUUUUUGUCUGAUUUUACUUCAAAGUAUGAUAGAAAAUGCAGUCAAUUUUUUUUUUAAUUACUAUAGCAAGAAUAUAAGAGAUAUAUAAAUUAGAUUCCACAAAUAUAGGCGCAGGGUGCUUUGACUUGAAAUUUAGUUCUGGGUGAUAAAAUCAAUAGUAACGUUUUUGAAUCCUUGCUGUGCAUUUUACCGGACCUUAGCAAACAAAGUUGUACCAAUGUAAUAGAGUAAACAUCACAUCACCCAUUUUUAACUGUUAAGCCAUCACUACAAUGACUCUUACGUGCCUCAGCAAUGCCACCAUGGUCUUAUAAAAAACACUAAUUUUUACUGUGAUGAGAAACCAAAAGCUUGACUAGCACGUUAUAAGCUGGUAAUGGUCAGAUUUUGUUGUUUGUGAUUGUUUAUAAGGGAUCCAAAGCAGUACAUUGCAAACUAGGCUUAUAUGUCUUACUUUGUUUUAAUGAUUAGGCCUUUGACAUAUUGGCUGUUGGCAGCUUCAACAUUGGGGGAAAUAAAGAGACUUGGAGGUUGCUAAAUUAAAAUGUGUGGUUUAAUUAAGUUUUAAUUAAGUUUUAAUUGUGUCUGUGAGACAUUGAGUUAAAAUGUGGCAUCAGAAUUGUGAAAUAAGAGAAUGCUGCCCAUUUUUGCCUCUCACUUGACAAAUGGCGCAAUAUUUAUGAUGGAAAAUAGAUCAUACCUUGAUUCUAUGGCUGAGCAACGAGAAGAAAUUUUGAUUCCAUUAUUAUUAAACAAAUCUAAUCUCAUAACACAGAUAUUAUAGACACCAGCUUGAUUCAUGGCACAGGAGCAGUUCUGCUGUAUAUUGGCAAGAGUCUUUAUUUUCCACAGCCUGGAAGUCAAAUAGUACUGUCAACACAAAAAGGACAUUUUUAUUUACGCAUAUUUUACUUUUCAAUAAAAAGUAAAUUCCCUUGCUAAAUAGAAUAUACAUUUUUUUAUUACUUAAAUUCAAUUUGUGUUAAAUGGAUUCCCACCACAUGGUGAAAUAUGACUCAAGUAAUAUGUCUAGCAAUGGUCCCCUCGAUAAGUUUUAAUCUUUACAAACAUACAGUGGAUAUGUGAUCAUCAUAAUCACUUUGUCCUUUUAGGAUUUGUAACUUGUUUUCAUAUAAUUCACUUACUAAUUCUUAAUAUCAAUUAGGAUUUACAACCAUAAAUGUCAAAAUGUGGCUGAAAUAUUCAGAAAACAGUGUCAAAAUGUCUUAUCAGUAAAUCUGUAUCUGUAACAAGAAAUAAUGGAGGCAUGUUACUGUAUACUCCUUCCAUAAUACUGAGUUUGUUUUAAUACAUCUUUAAAAAUAAUGUAUUCGUUACAUGUUUUAACCAUUACAUAUGCUUCUAUAUGUGAGUAAAGGUGACAGGAUGUGGCUGCAUCAUUUGGACUCUUUACAUAAUGGUCGUAGCAGAAAUGUGUGAGAACUGUGACCAUGCCUAAUUUUCAAAUGUACCCUUCAAAGCCGCACAAUUCAACAGUUAUAACUUAUGACAAAUCAUAAUUGCUAACACCAAAAGAGAAUGCAGAAAUUUCACAGCAUUACUGAGA
This is a messenger RNA of Etheostoma spectabile (orangethroat darter), 3434 nucleotides long. Its product is annotated as photoreceptor outer segment membrane glycoprotein 2. Gene Ontology annotation, biological process: visual perception. The record is from RefSeq and is a predicted model, not a curated record. Bases 386 to 1486 code for a protein of 366 amino acids. The transcript has 4 exons. Lineage: Eukaryota; Metazoa; Chordata; Actinopteri; Perciformes; Percidae. Gene Ontology annotation, cellular component: plasma membrane.